AUGUCUAGGAUGGAGUCGUCUUCAUGGCUGUAUCUCCUCUUCUUUUUAUGCACUUCUCAAUUUAUCUGCUUAUCAUCAUUUAAUUCUUCUUCAUCUUCAGGUCAUUUGUGUCAUCUUGAUGAUAGUUCUGCUUUACUUCAAUUCAAGAACUCAUUCUCUAUUGAUACCUCUGGUUCUGAUUCUGUUGAUGCUUUUUUUGUUUAUGGAAUCACUCCUUAUCCUAAAACAGUCUAUUGGGAUAAGGGCAAGGACUGUUGCACAUGGAGUGGCGUCACUUGUGAAAGAAUGACGGGGCACGUGAUAGGCCUCAACCUUGGGUACAGUGGGCUUCAAGGCAACAUUCAUCACAACAGCAGUCUUUUCUCCCUUCGUCAUCUCCGGAGGCUAGACCUCUCUAACAACAAUUUUAGAGGUUCCCCAGUUUCAUCCAACUUUGGCGGGUUUGUAAGUAUGACUCACCUUGACCUUUCCAACUCCAACUUCACUGGUCAAAUCCCUUUUGAAAUCUCCUACCUUUCCAAAUUGGCUUCACUUAAUCUCUCUUCUGAGACUCAAGUGAGCCUAGGGACAGUUAGUUUGAAAAGAAUUGCCCAAAACCUAACCAAGCUUAAGGAGCUAUGUCUGGACAGUGUUAACAUAUCUUCAGUUGUACUUGAUUCAUUCAUGAAUUUGCCUUCUUCUUUGACAUCUCUUAGACUCUUUGAUUCUAGUUUGAAAGGGAAAUUCCCAGAGAAAAUUUUCCGCCUACCAAACCUCCAUGAACUUGAUUUAAGAUACAACUAUGAGCUCAAUGGUUCUUUCCCAAAAUCUAAUUGGAGCAGUCCACUCAAGUUCUUGGGACUCUCUUGGACUAGAAUCUCAAUAGAUUUACCGAAUCUGACUACAACUUUGAAGUGCUUGAGUGUUUUGUAUCUUGAGCAUUGCAAUUUUGUAGGAGCAUACCCUACAUUGCUUGGUAAUCUUACACAAAUCACGGAGUCGGACCUCUCAGAUAAUGGUUUUGGUGGCCAGAUCCCAUGGUCGCUUUUAAACAUGGAGAGUCGCAUUUCCUUAGAUCUUUCAAACAACAAUUUUUUGGGUCAACUUCCAGAUCUUCAUAGUAACUCAACACAAAUGCCUGCAUCUUUAUAUGAUUCUUCAAAAGAACGGCUAGUCGGUCCUAUUCCUUUGCAUUUAAACGUCCUCUCCUUAUAUAAUAACUCACUUACCGGAACAAUACCAUCUUGGCUAUUACAUGGCCAAAUUCCAAGAUCAAUCUUUGAAUUUCCAAACCUGGGAGAGCUCGAUAUCUGGCAUCAAAUAACUUCAGUGGGUAUAGAACAAGUAUUUCCGUGGAAAAACUUACAAGUUCUUGACCUCCGCACCAAUUUGCUCCAAGGACAACUUCCUAUUCCACCACCUUCUACAUUUGUCUUCUUGGUAUCACACAAUCAGUUGACGGGAGGGAUUCCUUCAAAGAUUUGCAACCUCAGUUCCCUUGUAGUCCUUGAUUUGUCUAAUAACAACAUGAGCGGCGAAAUUUCUCCAUGUAUAGGAAAUUUGACCGGUCACAACCUCUCAGUUGUGGAUUUACAUAUGAAUAAAUUUCUUGGAGUGAUCCCUUCAACAUUCACAAAGGAUAGCAUCUUGAGGAAUCUUGACCUUAAUGGAAAUAAGUUGGAAGGGCCAUUGCCGCGAACUCUGUUGAAUUGUAGAAAGUUGGAAGUGCUCGACCUAGGAAAUAACGAGAUAAACGACACCUUCCCCAACUGGUUGGAAUCCCUUCCAAUGUUACAGUUUAGUGGUCUUUUGCCAAGGAAAUAUUUUGAGAACUUGAUGGGUAUGAUACAUGUACGAGAUAAUGGAUUGAAAUACAUGGAUCAUGGCUAUUAUCAGGACACUGUGAUGGUAGUGAUAAAAGGAGACAUUCCAACGGUGAUUGGUAAGCUCAAAUCAUUGAAAGGGCUUAACUUUUCUCACAAUCAGCUUACAGGUUAUAUUCCACGCUCUUUUGGUAAUUUGACUAAUCUUGAAUGGCUAGACAUCUCUACAAACAGGCUUGUUGGUGAGAUUCCUAGAGAAUUGGCAGAUUUGGCAAUGCUUGCAAAAUUAAACCUUUCAGAAAAUCGACUUGUGGGGUCCAUACCCAAUGGCAAGCAAUUUGAUACAUUUGAGAACGAUUCAUACAAUGGAAAUUUGGGAUUGUGUGGACUUCCACUUUCCAGAACUUGCAUCAAUUCUGUGGUAUAUCCACUGCCAUCGUCAUCCUUUCAGCAAGAAGAUGAUUUGGAGGAUGUGAACGGAUUUCAUUGGAAAGUAGUAUGGAUGGGGUAUGGGAUUGGAAUGGUAAUUGGAAUAUCUACGGGAUAUCUCCUACUCUCAACUGGAAAACUUGAUUGUGCUGUGAAAGUGAUUGGAAGAGAUUUACGAAGUAAAAUGAUGAAAAAACCAAAGCAGAGUCUUCACGUGCACAAAGUUAGAAGUAGAAAUGAAUGA
Prunus armeniaca (apricot) is the source of this 2475-nucleotide messenger RNA. The record is from the annotation of a GenBank genome assembly. Lineage: Eukaryota; Viridiplantae; Streptophyta; Magnoliopsida; Rosales; Rosaceae.